CGGACAAUCUUCAUCAAUCUCUGACUCCGUUGCACCGCUACCGCUUUCGGCAUCGCAGCAGCUUUAUGGCAGCUGGCUGAGUCACCGCAGUAGUGAGUGGAUCAGUUUAAACAUUAGCGGUAGACCAAAAUGAUACAGAGCAACGACGCGGGUUCAGCAGAGGGCCCAAAUACAUCUCCACCCAUUUGUCCUCUCUGUCUCUCUCUCUCUGUCUGUCUCUCUCUCUUUCGCGCUCUCUCUCUCUUUCUUUCUCUCUCUCUCUCUCUCUCUCUCUCUCUCUCUCUCUCUGUGUGUGUCGCCAGUAAAUUAUCACCGGAGGAGUGUUCGGAUCCACAUGGCUAUGUCGUUGACCUCUUCUUUAGCUUCUCUAAGAACAGAACAAAAGCCUUUUCUUUGCUUGACUGUUAAGUCAUGCCAAAAGAGACUUCGAUGAAAAGGAGUCGCGGGAUUAUAUGCUGCUUCCCAUCAAUACUACGUAACACAAGGUAUUGCCAUG
Molecule: messenger RNA, 496 nt
Organism: Ceraceosorus guamensis
Lineage: Eukaryota; Fungi; Basidiomycota; Exobasidiomycetes; Ceraceosorales; Ceraceosoraceae
Exons: 1
Coding region: 130-408 (92 amino acids)
Source: RefSeq, a predicted model, not a curated record